AGUUGACCCGGAAAUAGCUAGCCAGUUGGAGUGGAGCAGUGCCAGCGGCGGUCCUCACCCUGCCUUCUGCUUCUCGUCGCCUGUCACAGCCUUUGAGCAGCGUUCAAGCUCGGACAGACAGCAGUCCAAUCAACGCUGCGGGGGAACUCGUUAGCCGGUCUGGUGGCACUUCCACGCACUGAGAUGCCAGGAAAGUCGCGCUUCAGCAGUAGAGCUCGUCGAGGCUUUCGCUGUGAUUUUUGAGAAGCAUCUCUGUGAAAGAUAGUACAGUUUGUCACCGUUAGCCGGCUGCACAGGUGUGAAAAGUCAGUGUCAUGACUGGAGCUGAGACUGAGGAUGAUAUUCCAUUAGGUGAAAGGAAGACUGUCACAGACUUCUGCUAUCUCCUGGACAAGUCCAAACAACUCUUCAAUGGGCUACGAGACCUUCCUCAAUAUGGACACAAGCAGUGGCAGUCCUACUUUGGACGGACCUUUGACGUUUACACUAAGCUAUGGAAAUUCCAGCAACAACACAGGCAGGUUCUGGACAGUCGGUAUGGACUGAAGAGAUGGCAGAUUGGUGAAGUUGCAUCCAAAAUUGGACAGCUUUAUUACCACUACUACCUUCGUACCUCAGAAACAAGUUACCUGAAUGAGGCCUUUUCAUUCUACUCAGCCAUUCGUCAGCGCUCCUACUACUUCCAGGUCAACAAAGAGGACAGGCCUGAAUUAGUAGUGAAGAAGCUUCGUUAUUAUGCUCGCUACAUAGUCGUCUGUUUACUUUUAAACAAGAUGGACCUUGUCAAAGUUUUGGUGAAGGAGUUAUCUGAGGAAAUUGAAGACUACACACAGCGUUUCAACACAGAGGACCAGUUGGAGUGGAACCUGGUUCUGCAGGAAGUGGCAGCUUUUAUAGAGGCAGAUCCUGUGGUAGUUCUGAACGACAACAAUUCUGUCGUCACCAUCAGCAAUCGGCUGCAGGAGGGAAGUGUGCCUCCACUGGAACAAGGCAUGGUGGUUGGGCAGCUCAUCCUUGCUGACGCACUAAUCAUCGGCAACUGUAACAACCAGGUGAAGUUCAGUGAGUUAACCAUAGAUAUGUUCCGCAUGCUUCAAGCUUUGGAGAGGGAACCAGUAAACCUGGCCACACAGACCUCCAAGCAAGGAACAAUGGAACCCAACGAAAAGCCAGCAAAGAGAGAAAACCCUCACAAGUAUUUGCUGUAUAAGCCAACCUUCAGCCAGCUUUUUACUUUCUUGUCUGCCUCUUUUAAGGAGCUACCUGCUAACAGUGUUCUGCUCAUCUACCUGUCAGCUACUGGAGUCUUCCCUACUGGGCAUUCAGAUUAUGAGGGACCAUAUGAUUUUGGAGGAGUUCUCACGAAUACAAAUCGAGAUGUGGUGAAUGGAGAGACGGUGCAGAAGAGGAAUCAGGCCCAGAAGGAAAUGCAUUGCCUUCAUCCAGGAGACUUAUUCCCUUUCACCCGGAAGCCUCUUUUUGUCAUUGUGGAUUCUUCCAACAGCACGGCCUACAAGAAUUUUACAAAUCUAUUUGGCCAGCCUCUGGUGUGCCUACUAUCACCUACAGUAUAUCCCAAGAGUGUACAAGAUCAGUCUCAGCGUGGGAGUCUCUUCACUCUGUUCCUCUACAGUCCACUCUUGGCUUUCUCCUCCGUGUGUGGCUUAAACAGUGUGCAACGAGGUCUUUGGGAAAGAGCUCAAGAAUUCCUUCGCAAAGUGUACCGUGACAUUGGGCAGAUGCUAACACGAUCGCGGACCAUAGAUCAAGCCUUUUUGCAAUUCUUUGGCGACGAGUUCCUGCGGCUGCUGUUGAUCCGCUUUGUGUUCUGCUCCGCUGCACUGAGACUGCAUAAACUCUUUCGGGAAUCUCAGAGUUUCCCGGAAUCCUAUCCAGAGCUCCCCAAACAGGACACAGUGGAGAGCAGCCUUCUACAGAAGCAUAUUUUGGAGCUGGCGACCAUGCUGGACGUGCAGAGCUUAUUUUGGGAUGAUUCACUGGAAGCCUACUAACAUCUUCACACUGGGCAGUAUGGCGUAUAUGUAAAUACAGACUCCACUGCCAAAGCCCUCAUAGUCAUUUUGUUUUUUAACGGGUAAUGAAAAAAAAAAAAGCCCAACACAUGCAAGUUCAUGUCCUCCAUGUAAGUGUUGUCAUGCAACAGAAAGAUAUUCACAUAGUUUCUUCUCAUAAAUUCCCCAUUUUGACUCUCAUUGGCUUGCCUGGUAAAUAUGAGCAACAUAAGAGUAAAACAAAUGAGAUGCUCCACAUUACCGUUCAACUUACGAGUUCUUGUUUAUCAGCUUCUAACUUUUUUCAUCACAGCAGACUAUCAUCAAGAUGAUAACAGCCUUGGUAGUGUGUUGUAAAAAGAUUUUUCAUCAUUUAUUAACGUAAAGGAACAAAGAAAGGUAACAUUCUUGGCAGCUUUCAUGUGGUUUUUGAUCCACCUGUAAAAAGACAAGCAUGGUAGAGCUAAAAAUGCAUCAGGAAAUGUAACAGUUAUUAUAUGAGCACAUUAUUCACCAAAAAUAUUAUUAGUGCUGGAGUUUUGUGUUUGCCAAACAGCGCUUGGUGUAUCAACUUGUAGCACGCUAAAGGUGCAUGAGGUUUUGUUUCGCCACAUGUUGUGGGUUAGUUGUUCGCUUUCAUAUCAUUAACAAACUAAUUCGGAGACCUUUUUUUUUCAGCCUUGUGUGACGUGAUAGUGCUUCCUUUCCCAUUUCACUGUGCUGUACUUGCAUGCUAAAAAAGGCAAAGACGUGUGUCAGUUAGUUGUUUGCUCCAAAGAGGAUGCUCCACCACACAAAAGCAUUGUAGAUGCUCAGAUGACAUGGAAUGAGAAAGUAAAUGGAAGUAGUGCAUGUGUUGCAUGGGCCUGUACGGUUAAGUUCAGUCAAUCAGUGAAGACAAUCUAGUGAGAGAUCGGAGAGGUGGGGACCUAUCAGAGGUUCAAAUUGUUGUGCUUUCUGAUAACACAGAUCGUUACUUUUAUUACUGAAAUGGCUAGGCAUCUGUUAUCUUCAUGAUGACAGCAUUAACGUGUGGCCUGCCACUUAAUCAGAACAUCCUUAGCUGCUUUCUUAUAAAGCACAAGAAAUACCAGUCGUGCUCCUCUCGCUGUGUCCUUAAGUCAUUGUUGUCACCAUACUGGCUGAUGGCUUUUACUCCUUUAAGCUCAAAGGUGGUUCCAGGCAACUUUGCACCGCAGGAAUUCAGGGCUGCCCCAAAAGUUUACUAUGAAUGCCAAUGAAGGAAACCAAAAUAGUCACUGUUUGUUUAUUUAUAAGGAUCCUAUUUAUCAGGAUUCUAAAAGCAAAACUUACGGCUUUCUGGAUGAGCUUUGUUUCUACCCUUGCCUGUGGCCCCAAGCUGCAGGGAGUGACCUUAGAGAUUAUAGCCCUGACCUGGUAUUAAAUAUAUUAGAGGCUCACCUAAGUGAUCGGGCAUCAGCUUCAAUGCAAUGUGCAACGAAUGAGUUAUUCAGAAGAGCCUCAGAGUACGGCUUCUGCUCCUCCACAUCGAAAGGAACCACGUGAAGUUGUUCCAGCAUUUGACUGGAUGCCUGCUAGGUGAGGUGCAUGUCCUACUGGGAGAAAAAAACCAUGACAGUCCCAGGGCCCGCUGGAGGGUCGAGCUUCCCUGCAAUCUCUGCCGAAACUACGGCCUUCAAAUCCUAGAACCAUAGAUGGAUAUUAGAAUCCCUAUUAGCUGUGUCUUAAAGGAAAGCUAAUCUUAGUGGGGUCCAAACCUACAUUAAUAUCAAAUCCAUAUGAAAACUUGCAUAGUACAGUACUAAAACUUCUUAAAAGCAUACAUAAAUGUAUAAAAAGCAAUUUGACAUAUCUGCGAUCAGUUAUAUUAGUGUCUGUUGCAAAUUUUGCACAUUUGUUUGUGUUUUAAAAGCAUUAGACUGCUACCUAUAGACUUUGGCUUUUGUUGUUGAAAUCUUAGAGUUUAACCAGUGAGUGAGUCCCCAGUAGGUUGUAAGGGCUGCUAAUGCAGUAGGUUUGUUAGCAAUGCUGAAAACUGUAGCAGUUCAGAAUGAAUACUAAAGAGAAGGCUGCACUAGACCAGCCUGCGAGUUCCUGCAGUGGAAAACCGCCUCCCAUUUGCCAUUAAAUGUUUAAUUCUCAAUUCACAAUCUGUCUCUCACAGAGGCUUGGAGGAAUUUUAGCUCAAUUUUACCUCCAACUUAUUGGUAGCUUUCUUUGUUUGAUUAGUUAAUUGUCUUUUAGAGAAAACGUUUGAUGUUUUUGGUCACAUUUUAGUAGAUUUUGAAAAUCCUGAAGGAUUCACAAACUGAAAUGCAUUCAUUGUUGAUUUGGUCUUUUUAUGUGAUUAUUUGUGAAUACAAGUGUAAUAUAUAUAUAAUCACCGACCAGUUCCAUUGAAACCUCUAACAUCUAAGAGGUAUUAGCUAAAAAGUAAAAUUGUCUUUAUAUUCAAACUUUCAGUAUUACAUUGGCUAAUAUGCAUUCCUCAUAUCUUUAAUGUAGCGGGGCAGAUGUAAAAGGUCCAAAGGAUUAUCAGGAACUUAUUAUUCCUGGCAGCAGCAGGGGAAAGUGACUGCACAUGGCUGCUGAAGUUUAACUGCACUUGUUGAAAUGUUGAAAUGAUACAGCAAUGCAAGAAGGAGCUGGUUGAAAUGACUUUUGACUUUUUAGUGUUGAUUUUUUUGUUAUUGCCACCAUUGGAGUGGUGCACACAUGAUGUAUAAUAGUGUUGCGCAGAGAUGUGUUUGUUCAGUAUUUUGCAAGACUAUGUAAUCCAUAAUGAAAUAUGAAGUUAAAGCGAGGAGGAGCAACAUGGUAAAGAGGCCAGUUCGUUCUUUAAACAUUUAUCUCUAGUUACAUUCCAGCUUUCCGAGGAUGUGAAGAGAGGCAGAGGACGAGUGUUUUCUCAGUGUUACAUUUGUCUAUGGAAGUCAGCUGUUUCUACAUUUUAUUUUAUUUUUACCGUAAUGUGUUUCCUGUAUUGACAGUUAUGACAUUUAAAAUAUUGUAGGCUUGCACUUUAUGAAAUUUAAUGUUCUUCUGAUCUUGUUAGUUGUUCUUUAGUCCAGAAAUUGAAAAAUACUUUCAUGUUGUUGUUCUUCAUACCAGCCCUACACACUGGUGACCUUCUUUCUCUCGAAGAGUAAAAGUUACGUGGGUCACUGAUUUUAAACUUUUCAUCUUUUGUCAUAUUUUUAAUAGCAGUUGGCUGUAUUGAGUAGGCAGCAAUAACAUGUCAUUUACAUGUGUGAAAAAGAAUGAGAAAGAUUUCUGUGGUGCUCAAACGUAAUGCUGUUGGUGAGGAUUGCAAUACCAAUGAUGUUUUCUAACACUUUGUAUCAAUGGUACACGGUAAAUCCUCAAACACUGCAUACUGACAAAUUUGUCAGGUACUAUUCCAAAAGUCUUGUUUCUGUGUUGUUGUAAUUUCUUACUGUACAUUCAGUUUUCAGAGCUCAAAAGAUCUCUGAAAAGAUUCAACACUUUGGCCUGCUGACACAAAAUUAGCAUUUUUCUAUUGGAAAAUAACCCCAAACACAAACUGCUGCUGCCCUUUCAUCGGAAUUAUAACGACGAAACCUGAUAAAUAAAAGAAACAAACAACAUAAUUUUGAGCUUCUGUUAACCGUUUGUGGAACUUCUGUUUCUGUUGUUCAUGUUCAAAACAUCACCACAAAUGCAACAUUUGUUAUGUAGCACCACUGGGAUCACUGAUGCAAACAGUGCGUAUUAUUUAAAGUUGCCUCUCACAGAUGUUUCCUGAAAGGGGGGGGGUCAUGUUGCAGUCAAUUUUAUACUACUCUACCCAGCAGCAUAUGAAGCAUGGUGCAAUAACAUGUUUAUAACAUUCUGUAUGAUGGAAAUGGGUCGUGAGUCACAUGAUUUAAUGGCUAUGUGAAGAGUAGAUUGUUAAAACGUUUUUUGGUGCAAUAUUCUCGAGGUAAAUUCACUGCACUUUUUUUUUUUUUUUUUUUUUUUUUUUUUUUAAACAAUAGAACAAAAAAAACCCAUCAGUAGUUCACACAAAAUAACAGCUAUGUUAAAUAAAAUAUCAAGUUGUGUAAACAAUGUACUAAACUUGUAUCACUAAAAUAGCUUCUGUGAACAAAAUAUUAACAAGAUCAUCUUGUAGAUAUGAAUUUGUUUAAGUAAGGUAGCUUGUGAGAAUGAAAUAUUUACAGAAUAUAAAAUUAUGCAAACAACAUGUUGCAAGUUGUGCAAACAAAUUACUAAGAAGGUGGAUUCUGUGAGAAGGAUGGAACUUCUACAGGCAUAAUAUGACCAAGAUGACUCGUGUGGGGCACAUCACUGCGUAAACGAGAGACUGUCACAGUACAUCCUUUACAUCCUUUGGUCAGUGUUUUUAAGAGGAUUUAAAUACUACCAGCAAUGAACAAAAACAAAUGACACAUUAUACACUGCAAGUCGAAAUGUAAAAGCAGUGUGUGUUACAGGCUAAGUAUGCCCUAUGAUUCGGAAACUCGUAGAACCACAUUUAACAACAAUGACUUAAAGUAAUCUGAAAGUCCCAUCACAGCAUUUUAGUCAGGUUGAGGUCUGGACUUUGACUGGGACACAGCACUGAUUCUUUCUUUUUUCAGUUAUUCUGUUGUAGAUUAGCUGCUGUGUUUGGGAUUAUUGUCCUGUUGCUGACUCAAUUUCAUCCAAGCUUUAACUGUCAGACAGAUGGCUUCACAUUUAAAUCUUGAGCAUUUUGAUAUACAGAGCAGUUCAUGCUCCACUCAGUGACCGCAAGGUGCCCAAAUCAUCAUCCCUCCACCACCGUGGUGACAGUUGGUCUGAGGUGUUUGUGCUGGUUUCUUAAAUGGUAAAUGGCCUGUAUUUAUAUAGCGCUUUACUAGUCCCUAAGGACCCCAAAGCGCUUUACAUAUCCAGACAUCCACCCAUUCACACACACAUUCACACUUCACUAAAUGGCGCUCUUGGGUUUGUUGCAGUGUCUCUGAGCAUUGCACGGUCUCACCGUGGGUUGAAUUUGGUGGCACAUGCACUCCUGGAAAGAUUGGCACAUGUCUUGAAUGUUUUCCGCUUGUGAAUAAUCCAUCAAACAGUGGACAACAGAUUGUUUGGAAGUGGCCGUUUAACACUUGCCAGGUUGAUGGGCAGCAACAUUGUCUUGUUAAAGAUCAUUGUUGAUGUCUUUCCUCUUUGGCAUUGUGUUAAUACACCUGAAUGCUCAGGAGCAGCAAACUGCCAAAACUUGAGCUUAUAUAGAGGUGCUCACACUUGGUGAUGAUCAGAUAAUCAAGUGAAUUUGAUUAGCAGUGCCUGGCUGCUGCUUGCCAUCUUAAUUCCUGUUGAAGCAGUUAAAGUGUGCCUAGUUUUUCACACGCUGCUUUUGCAUUUGACACAAAAUUUAAUGUGUUGUGUGUUAUGUUGUUGUUCAUUACUGCAGUGAGUUUAUCAAUGUGUAAUCUGCAGGAUUAUACAGAGGAUAUUACAAUACUACUGUAAACUAAAAUGGAAAUAUAAACCCUGAAAUCCAACUCUAUUCAAACCACAAGACUUUUUCUUUCUCUUCUGCUGUCAUGUUGCUAUUCCUGUCAUAAUUAUCUGACAUGUUGGGUGUUCAAGGACUACAAAUGUUCAGUGUUUUGUGACAUAAAUUUGCCUUAUUUUGAAAAGUUUCACUCUUUUAUUUUGCAGAAUUCACACCAUCAGGUCUCAGCUACAUAAAACACUUUAUAUUUUUGUUGCAACCAUGCCAAUUCAGUCCAUUUCAAAGUAAUCAAAGUGAAAAUGCACAGAAGAUGCAGUGAUUUGUGAAGGCCAGCCAUGGGGGUGAAAUCUGCCUAGGCAGUAUUAGAAUCCAGCAGAGCACAAGAAAUAAACUUGUUUUUGACAUGGACGCACAAAGCCCCAACUCCACGUCAGCAACCUGCUAACGCAGAACACGUCACAAAUAACUGCCAACUGAUCAAUCCUGAUUUCUUCCCCAGAUGUGCAGGGGUCCUUUCUACUGUUUUCUACUUGUAAAAUUGUCCAAAAGAUGGGAGCACCCCUCCUUUAUACCCACAUGUGUCACAUGCUUGUGAUUAUCAGUGUCAAAAUGUCAAAUGUAUUUUAAUAUUUCUUUUAAAAAAAAGAACAGAUGUUUAUCUGUAAGCAGCAUGUUUGUUUAGAGUAGGAGGUGCCAAAGACUGGUGUAUUCUCAUGUUCCCAUCUUAACAAUGAUUAAAAUCAGUUAUUGUAUCAGAUGUUGCUUUUUUCCCCUCUGUGAUGGAGCCAAUAAUGAAAACAAUGUUUGGCUUCAUUAAAGGAGUGUCCUGUGUCACAACAGA
Oreochromis niloticus (Nile tilapia) is the source of this 8299-nucleotide messenger RNA. RefSeq names its product suppressor of cancer cell invasion (gene scai). The coding region runs from base 315 to 2012 and encodes 565 amino acids. The transcript is spliced from 17 exons. Gene Ontology annotation, biological process: DNA-templated transcription. Lineage: Eukaryota; Metazoa; Chordata; Actinopteri; Cichliformes; Cichlidae. Gene Ontology annotation, molecular function: transcription corepressor activity. The record is from RefSeq and is a predicted model, not a curated record.